CUGCCUGGCCAGCAAGGAGCCACGGACCAUGCUGCUGGAUGAGCUCUGGGAGAGCCGCGAGUACGGGCUGGUUGUGACAGCCCAGCCAGGAGAGUACAGGUGCUGUACUGGGGAGGUGCUGAAGGUGACUGGCUUCCACAAGCAGUGUCCCUUGGUGGAACCUGUGCGCAGGAGGGUGCCAGUGACCCACCCUGUGUCCCUGCACCGCAGGGAGAGCCAGACACUGAGCGUGCGAGGUGAGAGCAUCCCUGAGGAGCAGUUCUGCCAGAGCCUGUGCCGCACCCUGACCUUGUGGCCGGGUGCUCGCCUGAUUGACUACGUCUGUGUGGAGAGCAGCCUGCUGGGUGAGUUACCCUGAGCUGUCCAAGUCCCCCUAAAAGUGUAGCUGGCACUACAUGGGGGUCUGCAGGGUUCCUGUGCUGCAGCUCAAUCCUGGCACCAGCAAAAUUUCCCCCUUGGAGAGGGGUGAAGCUUCUGUGGGCAAGGAU
Molecule: messenger RNA, 488 nt
Organism: Pyrgilauda ruficollis (rufous-necked snowfinch)
Lineage: Eukaryota; Metazoa; Chordata; Aves; Passeriformes; Passeridae
Product: GH3 domain-containing protein-like
Exons: 3
Coding region: 29-358 (109 amino acids)
Cellular component (GO): cytoplasm
Molecular function (GO): acid-amino acid ligase activity
Source: RefSeq, a predicted model, not a curated record